AUGUAUCAUCAAAUUGCUUCGAUCUUCCUAGCAGGAGUUGCAUUGGUUUUGGGCAUCAAUGCAGCGCAAACCGAUCCAACAACGAACUGUGUACAAUUUGGCGGAUCGUGUGACCAGCAUCGUCGUUGCUGUGGUGAAAACCUCAAGUGUGAGCUGUCGAUACCAGUAUAUACUUUCGGUAUAUACGAGUGCACAGAAAAAGCAAAACUGGGCGACUCGUGCCAAGAAACAUUUCACUGCAUUGACAUUCUGCACUCUGUAUGUUCGACAAAUCGGUGCGAGUGUCGACAAAACAACGUCAGAGUUAGCGACUACGCCUGCGCCCCAAUCUUGAAUGGCUAUUGUUGGAAAAACGAGACCUGCGCGACGGAGAAUUCACUGUGCACUGAUAAUGAGUGUCAAUGCAGAGACGGAUUUGUAGCGGAGGCCAACGAGUGUCUGCCAGUUGUAAUUGGAUCGAAAUGCAGUGUCGAUGUAGAUUGUGAAAGUGCCCAAUUCGCAGAGUGUUCCUCAAACAAUGUUUGUGUCUGUUCAGAAAACGCGAUUGAAAUCAAUGGAAGGUUGUGCUCGAUACGUUUGGGAGCAACUUGUCAAACUAACGACAAUUGUACUGCCGUAAAUUCUUGGUGCGAUGACAAUAAGUGUAAAUGCAUAGCUCAACAUUUUGCCUACUCUGAGAUCGAAUGUAGACUCGCCUUCAUAGGAAUGCCUUGCAAUAAAUCAUGGGACUGCUAUCCUCAUUUUAGCAACUCACACUGCAUCAACAAAACCUGUCAAUGCUACAGAAAUUACAUGCUAAAGAACGUAAAUGAGUGCUCACCAGUGACAAGCUCGUAUUGUUCAACAACCGAUAAGUGCUUGGACGCUGAAUCUGUCUGCAUUGCCAGUUGGUGUCAAUGCAAGCCUAACUACGUAAUGCGAGAGUUUAAAUGUCUGCCACAACAAUUGACGGGACGAUGCAGUAAAAAUUCAGACUGCUCCGAAGUGACUUUUGCGGUAUGUUCAAAUAAAGAAUGCGCUUGUCCAAACGGAUUUUUUAAUGUCAAUGCAACAGCCUGCGCAAAAGCUCUUGGUGAAAGCUGCAAUGUCAAUAAGGAUUGUACCGUUAGAUUCUCUAAUUGUCUUGACAAAAAGUGUCAAUGCAAUCGAGACUACGUACAGUAUUCCGAGAGUCAAUGUCGUGCAAGUUAG
This is a messenger RNA of Cotesia glomerata, 1191 nucleotides long. RefSeq names its product prion-like-(Q/N-rich) domain-bearing protein 25. The record is from RefSeq and is a predicted model, not a curated record. Lineage: Eukaryota; Metazoa; Arthropoda; Insecta; Hymenoptera; Braconidae. The transcript is spliced from 5 exons. Bases 1 to 1191 code for a protein of 396 amino acids.